This is a messenger RNA of Rhinolophus ferrumequinum (greater horseshoe bat), 3074 nucleotides long. RefSeq names its product RAD52 homolog, DNA repair protein (gene RAD52). Gene Ontology annotation, biological process: double-strand break repair via homologous recombination; mitotic recombination; DNA recombinase assembly. The record is from RefSeq and is a predicted model, not a curated record. Gene Ontology annotation, cellular component: nucleus. NCBI's taxonomy places the organism in Eukaryota, Metazoa, Chordata, Mammalia, Chiroptera, Rhinolophidae.
CUUCUUCCCAGGGUUGCCUUGCACUUCCUUCCCAGUUUCCUCUGUGCGGUUCUAUCUAAACUCCCUUCCCCUUGCGUUUAGCCUAGACGGAGCUCCCUGCGUGCACCGCGCGCUGCCGGAGGCGCGCAACCAAACUCCGCUGGGGAGCUCUGGAGCCAGAGCAGAACGCCUGGCUCAGCGUUACCUCACAGAACAGAGGUCAACCAGAAUGAACGUGUCUGGGACUGAGGAAGCAAUUCUUGGAAGCCGUGACAGCCAUCCUUCUGCUGCCGGUGGCAACUCUGUAUUAUGCUUUGGACAGUACCAGUACGCAGCCGAGGAGUACCAGGCCAUCCAGAAUGCUCUGAGGCGAAGGCUGGGCCCAGAGUACAUAAGCAGCCGCAUGGCUGGAGGUGGCCAGAAGGUGUGUUACAUUGAGGGUCACAGGGUAAUUAAUCUGGCCAAUGAGAUGUUUGGUUACAAUGGCUGGGCCCACUCUAUCACUCAGCAGAAUGUGGAUUUUGUGGACCUUAACAACGGCAAGUUCUACGUGGGAGUCUGUGCGUUUGUGAGAGUCCAGCUGAAGGAUGGUUCAUACCAUGAAGACGUGGGCUAUGGUGUGAGUGAGGGUCUCAAGUCCAAAGCCUUGUCUUUGGAGAAGGCCAGGAAGGAGGCGGUGACAGACGGCUUGAAGCGAGCACUGAGAAGCUUUGGAAAUGCACUUGGAAAUUGUAUUCUGGACAAAGACUAUCUGAGGUCACUAAAUAAGCUUCCACGCCAGUUGCCUCUUGAAGUGGAUUUAACUAAAGCGAAGAGACAAGAUUUUGAACCAUCUGUGGAACAAGCGAGAUACAGCAGCUACCGGCAGAACAUGGCUCAGGGACCCCCAAAAGCGCAGGAGGUGACCUCCCCUUGCAGACCAAGCCACUCAGAUGAUGCCCACAUUGUGAUUCAGGGGGAGAAGGACAGCAGCUCCCGACACCUGGCCUCUGCUGUGGAGAGCGAUGCCACCUAUCAGCGGAAGCUCCGGCAGAAACAGUUGCAGCAGCAGUUCCGGGAGCAAAUGGAGAAGCAGCAACAAGUUCAACUCUCUGCUCUGUCGGUUGAAAAGACGAAUCAGGCAGCGCCGCCGGGGCCAACGUGGAAGCACAGCGCUCCCCAAACUCAUGGUUCCGAACCCCUCGCUGAGAAAGGCUCCCUUGCAGACAGUCUUGAAAUGUGGGCUGUGCCUCCAGAUGCAGAGGACAGUGUUGUUAAGCCCUCGUCUAGAAAAGAACCAGAACCACACCAGACCCCCGCUACACUAGCCCUGAAGAACCAGAUGGUGACCCAGAACAGGACCCCACAAAGCCUUUGCCACCAGAAUCCACAAGCAAAACCUGGUCCAUGGCACCUCCAAACUCCUAACGUCCAACACGUAACAGGCAACUGUGAUUUCUAUCGGGAGAACCAGAACACGAAGAAAAGGAAGCUGGAGCCACCUUAACAGAGGCUCAGGUCACAUCACUGGACUCUGUCACAGAGCAGACUUGAGAAAACUUUUUGGUCAUGAAAUUGGUCAGCACUGCUAGGGGAUGAGCUUUAUUUCCAAGGACUUACCUUCAUUCUGAACUCUUCCAAAGGAUUUGACUCCUGGAGCCUCCUGCAGGUAAAGCUGAGCGGUUAGAAAACAAGCCCUUUAAAAAAGCUUGUCACAUACUGCAGUAGGCGGCUCUGGGGAGAUUAAAUCUCUUUUCGCUCUUGAUUACUUAUUCCUAAGCCAUUUUGUUAAUAAAUACAGAACUUUUAGGAAUCACCAGUGGCCGCCUGCUCUGAAGUGUAGGAGCCAUACUCGUCAGCACCACAGCACCACGUGCCUCCAGGAAAUGACUGAGUCAUCUCUGCCCCCCUCACCUUAGGGCGCCAUGUUUUAAUGCUGAGAACAAAGCCUGCAGUGCUUUUACGUUUCCAUUAAUUCAGGCUGUAAUCUUCAUCGAUGAUAAUCUCUUACAGGUUUACGGUGUCACUACCCUGCACUGUUUUCUAAUGGAGGAAACCAUGAUCUAAGGCCAAAGAAAAGGCAUUUCAAGAGUGCAAAAGAAAUUCUGCACUUUGUAACAAAAUAGAAGAUCUAAGUAGCUGUUUCUGUUUCCCCAUUUCAGAUGUGAGAUACCACCCACCUUAACAUAGUUUCUUCAUCAUGUCUAGAUGUUUCAUAAUUCUUUCCCCCAAAUAAUGAGCUUGCAAAUUGACUUUUUAAGGUGAAUUUUGGGCUGUGCGUUUUAUCUAAUCUGGAAGCAGUGGCUUUUAUUAUUUUAUUUUUUGGAUCCCAGACCUGUUUGUGGGGAGCUGGGAACCUGCGGCAAGGAGCGCAAAGGACAGGAAGGCGUCCACCAUUUCUGCCCCUGCGCAAGAGGCAGCAGCCUACCUUUACCUCCCUGACCUCACCUGCUGUUGUGCAGUUCAGUGGUAGUCAGCUUCUGAUUUUGACCCCUUAGCGUUCUCUUCAGAACAAACGGCACCUCCCUUGUCUGCAGCACAGUUUUAGAUUCAGUCAGUUACUGCUAAACUAAGUUCCUGCAGUUAGGAAUCGUCAGAAAUUGCACACAAAACAGAGCUAAUGAGAUCAUGAAAAAGGAAUUGUCUGGAAAUGAAACCCCACAACUCAAAAGCAAAGUUUGGUUUAUUUGAAUGGUUUCAUUAAAUAAGUCUACAAAGGUAACAAACUGAAGCACAAGGCGCAAUCUUACAAGAAGCGCAACACCCAGAGUUAGUGCAAAAUGUACAAUUAACGGCUGCGGAGAAACCCCCAAGGUUUGAAUUCAGUUUGUUUUUUUUUUAAACAGUGUACAUUGUUAAAUAAUGUAAGGAAAACACUUAAAAUUCAGAAAGAUUUUUUUUUUAAUGUGGAAAAAAGAGACUCAAAGUGUACUAUUAACACAAAUAAUUUAAACAGUUCAGUAGCACUAGUUCAUUCCUCUAGGCUUCAGUUAUUUCAUCCACAGGAGGGAGAAAAAUCAACAGUAAAUAAAACCAGCUCUUUUUGUGUGUGAGUGAAGAGAUCUCAAAAUUAUUAAACCAAAAUAAAAUAAUGUGCUGCAUUUGAUUCCCUCGUU